UAAAAACAUUUAAGCGAUUAGUUAUUUUUUAAUUAAAUUUAUGCAGUCGAACCAGUGGAAAUAAUAUACCUAGUAUCAGAAUGAACCGGUUCUUGUGAGAGAUAGACGUAACUUUGUGUCACGUUUAUUAAAUCCACGGCUGUUAAUCCUUAUAAUGUUAAAAAGACAAAAACGUUGAUUCCUAAUUAACAUUUUUGAAAACCGAAAGAUUCAAUCAUGCGACGGUAUAACACGUAUUCAAUAUGCUUAAUAUUUAUGCUCAGCAUCUCUGUCUUUAUUAUCGGCACUCAAUAUAUCGACAAUAUUAUUUACCUCACAUCCACUGAACGUUGGAAAAGCAUAAAGGUAAUAAUCAAAGUUGAAGAUGGUGACGACUCAUAUGUACAAGAAAUACCAAUCAAGUUCUACCAUACUGUUAAUUAUAGCGCGACAAAUAAAGAAGAUAUACACACUAUCACGAAUGAAAACCAGUCCCAAGACUUGACAGUCACAAAUAACGCAUCCACUUUGACACACAAACAAACACAUUUGGCUACAGACCUCGAAAAUAUAUUGGAUAAAGCACGAUCAGACAUACGACGACAGCUCUCUAACUACAACUUAUCAUAUUCAGGUGCUCAUACCUUAGAAGAUUUAGUCAUGGAAUCUGAAGGAAGCCCGAUAAGGACACUCGUUAUAUCAUCAUGGAGAUCAGGAUCUACAUUUCUCGGUGACCUUGUGAAUUCUAUUCCAAGUAACUAUUAUCAUUACGAACCCCUCCUAAUGUACGGAACUAAACAAAUAAGGAGUCCAAAUGAUGCGACUGAGGCCUUGAGCAUUGUUAAGCGUAUGUUCAAAUGUAACUUCGAAGGUUUGGACGAGUAUUUUGAAUUUGAAAGUAAAGAUUUGUCUCUAUUCAGUCACAGUACUAGAUUAUGGGACUAUUGUAAAGAUGACAAAACCAACGACCUUUGUUUCAACGCGCAAUUUAUAUCAAGAAUGUGUAAACUUUUUCCCUUCCAAAGUAUGAAGCUUGUACGGUUAAGAUUACGUCUUGUCGAUGAAAUAUUGAAUGAUAAAGAGCUUAAUGUAAAGGUGAUACUGUUGAUGCGUGACCCUCGUGGUCUGAUGCAGUCGAGACGUCAUCGGCGGUUCUGUGAGCUAUCUUCGGACUGCUGGGAGCCAUCACUUGUUUGUGCUGACAUGGUCAGCGACUACGUUGCGGCUCGCAGCAUAAUGCAGCGAUAUCCAGGCCGGCUAUUGGUGAUAAGAUUCGAGGACUUAGCACUGAAACCUGAUGUAACUACGCAACAAAUUCUGGAUUUCAUGAGAGUUGAUGGAAGGAAGGCAUUUGACGAGUUCUUGAAGUCCCACACCAACAUGGAGGUGGCUGGAGUGCACUCCACGUUCAAGGUCACCCGGAACAUUCCUCUCAAAUGGAAGUACACGUUGGAUUACAACUACGUCGCAGAUUUACAAAUAGCCUGUAAAGAAGCCAUGCGUUUAUGGGGUUAUAAAAUGGCGUACAACGAGACACAUAUGAUGAGCAACGAGUUCAACCCCGUGGAGGAUUACAGCAUCUCAAAAUGAAACCACCAUGCGUGGUUCAGUGAACAUUUUACUCUAAAAUAUUACGUCAGCGUGUUUAGACGCAGAAUUCUCGAUAUUAUACUGUAUGGUUUCUUGAAAAGCGGUAUAUUAUUUGGGAACUAUUUUUAUCGUCAUCUGCCAGUGUGUAUUUAUAACGCAGUUUGAAUAAAAAAAUAAUCUUGUUUCCUUAUUUCAAUUUAAAAUUUCAAUCUUAUUAUCGAUUUUCGAAGGCCUAACGAAGAGUUAUAUUUUUUAUUGAUUGCUACGAGGUAGGUAAUUCAGGUAUUGCUGUAGGUAAAUCAAAAAGUGUAGUAUUAUACAUAGGCGUAGUAUUUCACUUUAUUACACUCAUGGCGAUAAUAGCAUCCACAGCAGCUGUAGUUACUAAUUAUGAAGCCAAUAAUAUACAUUAGCGCACCUAAUUGCUUCUCUGUCCCAAAUCACUAGUUAAACUCAAUAAACUAGAUGCCAUUCACAUAUGUAAAGGUAUUUUGCAUGAAUGCGACAUAUUUUAUUAAUUGUAAACAAAAUUGACGUAUGUGUAGUAUGAGGGUAUUUAGUAUGCGCCCUAGUUGUAUGUUAUCAUAAAUAUCUUUGCAUGUGUGCCCUUAUUGGCCUACAUGUUGUCUUGAAUAACUAUUAUCGCAAUGGCAGUUGAUUAAC
Spodoptera litura is the source of this 2232-nucleotide messenger RNA. RefSeq names its product carbohydrate sulfotransferase 4-like. Lineage: Eukaryota; Metazoa; Arthropoda; Insecta; Lepidoptera; Noctuidae. The record is from RefSeq and is a predicted model, not a curated record. Gene Ontology annotation, biological process: sulfur compound metabolic process; N-acetylglucosamine metabolic process. Gene Ontology annotation, molecular function: N-acetylglucosamine 6-O-sulfotransferase activity.